Messenger RNA from Polistes dominula (European paper wasp), 1135 nucleotides. Its product is annotated as AKT-interacting protein. NCBI's taxonomy places the organism in Eukaryota, Metazoa, Arthropoda, Insecta, Hymenoptera, Vespidae. The record is from RefSeq and is a predicted model, not a curated record.
UGUAUUUUAAUAUUAGUUGCCUAUAUGAAUAUGGAAGCUGUUGAAUGAAAUUAAAAAAAAAAAUUAAUAUUUUGACAUUCGCAUUUAACGUUUAUUAAAAUGAUAUAUGCUAUUAAAGAAUAAUAUUAUAAACCUACUCACAAUCCAUUUAUCAUGUCAACGACUAAAGGAGAUAACGACAAAGAUGACAAUUUCAAGAGACAAGGUUCAUUUAGAAAACUUUUACCAACGAAUGUCAAUGGGGACUCUCAAUUAAACAUGUCAGUUAAAAUGAUUGAUAGGCCAAAUAUCACUCUAACCAAUAAAAAUUAUGCAGUUUUUUUACAGGAGUAUAACAUUCUUUCCGAAUAUAACAUAUUGCGUACUCAAGAUUUGAAAGGAGUUUAUGUUAUACCAUCAGCACAGAAUUCUCUUGUGUGGUUUGGAGUUCAAUUUAUUCGACAAGGGAUUUAUCAAGGUGGAGUUUUUAGAUUUACACUCACGUUGCCUGAAAAUUUUCCGGACGGUGGAUGUCCUAAAGUUGUCUUUCAAACCCAUGUCUUCCAUCCGCUUAUAAAUCCAGAAACAGGAGAAUUAUGCACAACUUGGGGAUUUAUUGAAUGGAAAAGAAAUAAUAGGGUAUGGCAAUUGCUACAGUAUGUAACAAAAAUACUUACUAAAAUAGAUACAAGAAUGACGCCUCUAAAUCAAGAAGCAUCCAUUUUAUUGCAAAACAAUUUUGAUCAAUUUGGGGAACGAGCCAAAGAAUGUGUGAGAGAAAGUUUAAAUGAAGUUUAUAAUCCGCCAGCAUUCGAAGAUCCACAUUAUAUUACAUUCAGUCCGUACAUACCAGAAUUGCAUGAUCCUGUAAAACAACAAAUAUAUGAAUUAAAGGAAGUAGAAGGAAAUCGAGCAUUGGGACUUUCUUGGGUUCAACCUGGUUCUCUUCAACCAUUUUCAAAGCCAGAAUCAAGAUAAUGAGUUUUACCUUAUUUAUCAUAGCAACGACGGAUAUCUUUACAAAUUUAAUUGCACAAGUGCAAAGCCUGCUCUCUCUCUUUCUCUCUCUAUCUUAAUGACUUAUAUGAUGAACAAACUGUUACUUCAAAUUAUAUUUUUCUAUAAAUAGAAUCGAGAUACAUAUAUAUGAAAUCUA